GGUUAUACAUAUGGUUUUGUGAUUGAAUGUCUAAUCAAAUUGUAAAAUAGCACCGAUUUCCCUCGUGUUUAAACUACAAUAAACGUGACACAAAACAAAAAACCUCUUAUAAGAUACGCAAUACAACAUUUUAUUCAAUAAGUAACGAAUCAUUGGUUGACUCAACUUCGCGUAUGUUUUUAAGAGAGAUUGUUAAGCCGCUUAUGUUGCAUUAGUACAUAACUAGUUUUUUUUAAAUUAAAAUGAACUCCAACAAUCUUAGAAUUCGUAGUAGUGACAUUAAAACAAGAAACAACACUUGUUUCGAUCCAGUGCUUAUAUCAGAUUCUUAUAAAAUAAUAUUAAAUAAAAAUGAAAUAUUUAAGGAUUUUUCGGAGUCGAAGUCUGAAAAGCAGAUUUCAGUAUUGAAACAAAUUUUGUACGGAAUUAAAGACAACUGCAAUCAUGACACAGUGAAUUUUCUAGUUAUUGUUUAUUUAGAAUCUGAUAUUAAACAUCCAGCAAAAUGCAUGGUAUCAAGAUAUAUCACCAAAAAUGAUUUUAUUCAGAAGGAAUUUACAGAGCUUCUUACAAAAGAGGUGGAUAGUCUCAUAAAUAAACCAUGCACAGAUUAUAAUAGCUAUGUCCAUGUGAUUACUAAAGUAACAAGCUGCAUUGAAAACUUUCCCGCUGGAGCUGCCACUGUUCAAAAUUUAGAAAUUAAGCUUGCCGAGUACUUUAAAAAUUGUUUGUACUGGUGUAUUUCGACAUUAAGCGACGACAAACCUUUAGCACCUACAGAGAAAAAUGAAAUAUUUACUUUAGUACAUUCAACUCUAAGACUUUUAUUGCACAUAACACAAAAAAUAAGAGAUAAUAAUACAUCUAACUUAAUCGCAUUGUUUGGAGACAUAAGAAUCAGUUUGAAGUAUUUAAUAUGUGACAUAGAUGCACCGAUGGACACAAAAUCAAUUUGUGGAUUACUCUAUGUAUCAAUGCAUGUUCUGGAAAACAAUUCGGAUUCUUGGAUUGAUAUAUUGGAAUCGGGACAUAAUGACGAAAUUUUCAAAGAUAUUUUUUCGGACGAAUCAGCAAAACUUUGUAUAUACUCUGCAUUAGUCACAGUGAUACCUACAAAUAAGUUAAAAGUAGUACUUCCUACUGGAGAGCCGGCUAUUAUCAAAAUCACUAAAAAGAUAUUGGAAAUAGGCGACAGGUGCGCGGGGGACGCGGCCCUGAGCCUGGGCGUGUGCCGCGCGCUGGCGGCGGGGGCGGCGCGGGCGGCGGGCGGCGCGGCGCACGUGGCGCUGCUGCUGCCGUGGCUGUGCGGCGCGCUGGAGGCCGGCGCCGACGCCGUGCAGCACGCCGCCGCGCUGGCGCUGCGGCAGCUGGUGCGCCGCGCAGACCUGCUGCGCCGCCGCGGUGACGAGGAGGCCAUGGACGGGCUGGUGGCGGCGCUGUGGGCGCUGCCCGCCGCGCGCAAGAGCUUCCACGUGUGCGCGGGCGCGCUGGGCGCCGAGCUGGGCGCGGCGCGCGCGCUGGCCCGCCUGCCGCGCCUGCCCGCGCGCCUGCUGGCCGCGCUGCGCCUGCAGCCCGUGCAGGCCAGCGCGACGACGGCCCUGGAGACGCUGCUCCAGCAGCACAUACAGUCGGCCAGCACCGACGUCAUAUUCGAGCAGUGGAUAGAGCUGAUCCUGAGUCACGUCAGCGACGACGCCGUGGACUCCUCCGUCCUGAACAUUCUGGAGAACCUCCUCGUACUCGCCUUGAAACUUAACAGCGAUCUCGUGGACCGGAUUUUGCCGUGCAUACAGUCGUCGCGUGCGCAGACCAGGAACCUGCUGGUGUGCAUGUCAGCUUUGAGACGCGCGGGGGGACUGCAGCGUGUGGAGAGCAAAGGGGGAAAGGAAGAGGGGUGCUGGAAGGGAGUGCUGUCCUACGAGCUGCUGGAACUUUCGGCCGUGGACUGCAGCGAGCAGAACCGAAUAUUAUGCAUAUCUCUCGUAGUAGAGUCUCCGAAGUCAACGGAAAUCUUCACGAAGGGCGAGCUUAACCUUGUCCUUUGGUUCCUGAAGUUCAAUAUCAACGCUCAGCAGCCGCACUUUAGGCAACUAAUGCUUUCCAUUUUGAAAAGGUUCAUAAAGCGACUAGAGACCAGCUACAGUGCACUGAUACGCGAAAAUGACCCUACCGGUGACAAACAUAAGAGUCAAUAUUACUUGACGUUUAUCGAUGAGUUGGAACAGCUCUGCUACGACAGCCUGCUGCCGGGCGCCAACUACAGCCGGCGCUACGUGGCGCUGCAGCUGCUCGUGUGGACUAACGGGCUCUCCUUGCAAGGAUAUGUCAGGAAUUGGCAACACCAUCAAAUAGAAACACUUCUGUAUCACCUCGGGGACAGCUACGAGAACAACAAGGCCCUGGCGCUGGAGCUGCUGUGUCACUGUCCAGUCGACAUGUUAAAGUCUAAAAAAUACAGCACAAGUCUGGACCUGCAAAACAUCAUAACGGAAGCUUCCUCCGUCAAGCCCACGGACUGCGUGACCGCCGUCUACAAGCUCAAGUUGCUCAGGAGCGCGCUGCCGGAGUACAUCCUCCCGGGGCCGGACAGCAACACACCCAGCAAGGUGUCGUCCGCCCUGCUCGGCGCGCUGCUGGACGCGCUGGAGGCGCAGCUGGCGCCGUGCGAGCGCGGGCUGGCGCGGGCCGUGCGCCGCGCGCCGCUGUACGGCGUGCUGCACUGCGCCGCCGCCUGCGCCGCCGGGGGGCCGCCCGGUGGCAUCCAAGAUUCGUGGACGCAUUACGCGCGUCGCGUGCUGCACGCGUGUGUGCGCGUGUGUGCGUGUGUGCGCGACGUGCUCACGUGCGCCGCCCCGGAGGGGCACCUGCCCACCAGUGGGCACAUGGGAAACAUCCCUCUAGAAGAUGGCGAAGAAGUGACAGCUCAAAUGGUACUCCUCUGUGCUUGGAGAUCAAUCAAGGAGGUAUCUCUUAUCCUCAGUACAUUAGUAACCCAAGUGUUGACCCACGAUGAGUUCAAACCAGUUAGCUUCUGUUCCUCGCUAGUGCGUCAAGUUGGGGAGAUGUUUACGACCCUGCUCACAGAGACCAAGCACAGAGGGGCCUUCGAACAGGUGUAUGUCGGCUUUACCAGGAUGUUGACGAGCCUAUGGCGAAGUCGGAAUCCCGAAUUCAACUCCCUGCCCAAACUUUGGCUGGAGGAGCUGCUGUCGGCCAUCGAGAGCGGAGACCCCGAGCAGAAGCUGUGCGCGACCCGCCGCAGUGCGGGGCUGCCCUUCAUGAUACAGGCGCUGGUGAUGACGGAGCUCCAGGUGCAGGGCAACCCCGCCGGCUUCGACGCGUGCGCCGCCCGCCUGCUGCGGCUGGCGGGCGGCGGCGCGGCGGGCGCGCGGCGCCACGCGCUGCACGUGCUGCGCGCGCUGCUGCGCGACCGCGCACUGGGCGCGCGCGCGCCGCCCGCCGCGCCCGCCGCGCUGCUGCUGGCGCUGCGGGGCUUCGAGCGCCGCUCGUGGCUCGAGCGCAACUCCGCCACGCUGCUGUUCAGCGCGCUGAUGGUGCGCAUAUUUGGCGUCCAGCGCAGCAGGGACUCGGAGAAUCUGUGCGUGCGGAACCGGAUGACCGGGCGGAUAUUCUUCCUAAAGUAUCCGAAACUUUAUGAUUUCAUGCUCGAAAAGCUAAAAGAAGUUCAUGAUGAUAACGAAGAAAAAUUGCUGCGUCCAUCUCUAUAUCCAAUUCUCCUUUUGCUGGCCAGAUUGUACCCCUCCUCUCUUGAGGGGACCGUCUCCAACCUGAAGUUGACGGCGUUCGUCCCACUGGUGCGCGCAUGUGCGCGUAGUGCGGUGCUCACCACGCGCAGACUGGCCGCCAGGGCCGUGCCCGCACUCGUGGAGCCCGAGCGAUAUAUACCACAUAUCGAAGAAAUGUUCGAGUUGCUAAGCGAUAGGAACAUCAAAAGGAACUACUGUCACGGAAUAUUGCUACAGCUAAUUAAACUUUUGGAAACGAAACCAGACAAGCUCACAAUAGACAAGUCCCAGACCCGCCUGCUGCAGCUCGUGGAGCGGUCGAGUUGGAUCCUCCGCCAGAGUGCAGGAGGCCUGACCUGCUACCCUAUAACCGACGAGUAUAUUAAGAUGAUUAAUAUUCUUAUAUGGAGAUUCGAUGUAUUGCUUGAAGACGAUUUCAUUAAUAAAAUCCAAAUCAAUAUAAAUGAACUAAUUUUCAAAAAAACCGGAAGCAAAAACGCGAUAAACCCAGGAAGGGAAUUGUGUUUAGCGAACGCUGCGUACUUACGACUCAUCAUUUCAUACAGAUAUGAAAAAAACAAUGAUAUUCGACAGUUCGUGUAUAAAUGUCUCGCGCACGAGUGUUACGAAGUUGCAUUAACUGCUUUAGACUAUCUUCUAAUACUUCACGGAGUUUUCGAAGUUGAAAAUAGUUUGCAGGAACAUUUACGUGAAAUAUGCAACGGUCUGGAAAUGUUCGAAAACGACCCGACAUACGCAAACAACUUAUGCCGAAUUUUGAAAACCAGCAAAUACUUGGAGUGCACCCAGAAGUGCUUGAAACUAUUAACUCUAAAACGCGACACGGCAAAGAUUAUAAUACAAGCAAAAAUUGACAGAGAUGAGGAAAUUUCCGACGACUUUGUUAUCGAUAAACUUCUCUACUACAUCGAUACCGAGCAUGAGAAUUUGAUGCAUUUCUACCUGGGUAACUUGUGUAACUUCCUGUGCGCGAAGAUGGCAGCCGGUGACGUCAACGAGUCGAAACUCGUGGAAGCGAUGAGCGUGAUCUUCUCGUGCAGCCUGCCUCACAACAACGACGAAACGAGGACGGUGGUCGUGGAGUUCCUGGAGAACAGUCUAAAAAUGGUUCCGUCGCUGUUGGAUAUCGAUUUCAAAAGUCUCAGCGAAGAGGAACAAUUCGCAGUGCGGUGCGCGUGGUGGGGCUGCGCCGCCGUGGCGCUGCACGACGACGCGGAGGCGCUGCGCGCGCGCGCGGCGGCAGCGCUGGCGGCGCUGGGCGGGCGCGCGCGCUCGCUGGCGCCGCACUGCGCGCGGGCCGAGCUGCGCGCGUGCGGCGACGCGCGGCGGCUGGCGGCGCUGGCGCUGCUGGACUGGAAGGCCGCCGUGUGCGCCGCCGUGUGCGCCGCCGGCGGCCCGAGCGCGCAGUGUCGCGUGUUCGAUCAGAACGAGAGGUACAAUAUUUAUCUGGAGGAAACUAUUUGGGCGCGCGAUUGUGCGCGGAAAAUAAAAGAAUUGUGUGACGAGAAAGACCUCUGCGAACAUAUAUACGAGCUCAUAAAUGAGAAAAAAUAUAGAGGGACUUUUGAAAGGCUGUGUGGCGACAAUUUAAUUAUGUUCGAAAAAUCGAUUCGAGGUUUCGAGGAAGAAAUCAACCCUAAAGUGAAGAUUUUUAUCGACACGUUAAAAAUACCUAAUGAGAACAAUCUACAAUUUUUGUAAAUAUUUUAUAUUUUCUAUUUAAGAUCUUAAAUUAUUUUGCAUUUUAUUGUAUACAACAUCGACUUUCCAAGGGUAUUUCAAAACAAAUGAAAUAAUUUAAUAGCGAAAGAAUUUUAUUUACAAAUAAACAAUUUUGAA
Nymphalis io (European peacock) is the source of this 5606-nucleotide messenger RNA. It is a transcript of the gene THADA, whose product is annotated as thyroid adenoma-associated protein homolog. NCBI's taxonomy places the organism in Eukaryota, Metazoa, Arthropoda, Insecta, Lepidoptera, Nymphalidae. Gene Ontology annotation, biological process: tRNA methylation. The coding region runs from base 243 to 5468 and encodes 1741 amino acids. Gene Ontology annotation, cellular component: cytosol. The transcript has 27 exons. The record is from RefSeq and is a predicted model, not a curated record.